Messenger RNA from Lates calcarifer (barramundi perch), 3012 nucleotides. Its product is annotated as glutaredoxin domain-containing cysteine-rich protein 2. Gene Ontology annotation, biological process: sensory perception of sound. Bases 1161 to 1913 code for a protein of 250 amino acids. NCBI's taxonomy places the organism in Eukaryota, Metazoa, Chordata, Actinopteri, Centropomidae. The record is from RefSeq and is a predicted model, not a curated record. The transcript is spliced from 8 exons.
GGUCCUUGAUGCCUAAAUGGCUUCCUUCUGCUGCAGACUGUGCGAUCACCUUUUGCUUUCUCCCCCGCAGACUUGGAGUACCCAUACUGCAUGAUGUCAGUAUGGAGCACCAGUUCUAAAUGUCCAACAGAAAACCUUAGGGUAUAAACACUCCCUUUGAAGGUGUCAUGAAGGCUUCUUUCUUGUGACAACUUCAAAGUGAAUGUUUAGGUCAUGAUUUUUUGCCAUUUCACUGUGCAAUGAGAAAUCUUAAUAGGAGGCACUUCACACAGAGGCUCUUGCUUACAGGGGCCCCAUGGCCCCCAGGACAUCUGCUCUGUGAAUGGCAGGACCACACAGAAAUUUAUCCAUGCAUGCGAGGAGCCAUGAGCAAUGGAAAACAGUCAACAGUCUAGUAAGUCAUCUAUUUCCGACUUGACACAUUUACAUUUGAGAAAGGUCUUCAUCACAUUGUCUGCAGCUUGCUGUAAUGUAUCUGAUUGCUCUGCAUAAUGGAUAAAGAACUAGAAACCAUGAGAUAUCUCUCCAGAUGUAGACAUAAUUUCCACUUAAAAAGAGUGAACUAGAUUUCUUCCCCUUUCAUCCCUUAAACACCAAGACUUGUUUUGAUGGUCCAGCAACAUUUUCUGGCAGAGGCUGUUCUUAAGGCAAAGACCUGUCAUAUUUAUAGUUCAUAUACUGAUCAGCCCCUGUGAUAGACUGGUGAUCUGUAUGGGGUCUACUACGCACUUCAACAUGCCAAAAACUGCAAACAAAUGGCUGGAGGAGCAUGGCAGAAAGCCCAAAGCAUUAGCCCGGUCUCCAAACUCCCCAAAUCCCAAUUUGGUUGAGCAUCUGCAGGAUGUGCCGGAACAAGUCCCCACCUUGCAACCCACAGGACCCAAAGGAUCUGCUGCCAAUGUCCCAGUGCUAGGCACCACAGGACAUCCCCAGAGGUCCUGUGUCCAUGCCCUGACAGGUCAGAGCCAUUUUGGCGGCACAACGGGGAACCUAUUAGACAGUUUGGAUGCAGAAAUCAGAAAGCAAGCAAGAAGCAGGAAGAGACAGAUACUUGGCCGAACAAGUCUGCCUGGGGGAUUCAGGAGGCGAUGGACAGGCUAAGGAGACAGAAUGUGCAGACAGACAACAGAGCAACAGCCAACUAAGAGAUGUAAGCCGCCAUGGAGGAACUCCAGAGAAAACUGAACCAGCGCUAUGAAGGCACCAAGCCCAGAAAGGUGAGGUUCAAGCUGGCGUCGUCCUACAGCGGGCGGGUGCUGAAGCACGUGUACGAGGACGGUCAGGAGCUGGACAGCCCAGAGGAGAAAUACCCUCACAGCUUCGUCCACCGCAAGAUCCCUCCCAGUCACCUGGAGAUGGAGCAGCUCUGUGGGUUUGAGGAUAGUCAUGGGGACCAACAGGGUGUCUAUCCUCCAACAGGACUCAUUGCCCAGAGAAUAAAUGUAUACAGAGGAAUGGGAAGCUACAAGCCUGCUGCUGGCCAAACUGAGGAAGCAGAGGGAGAUGCCAAAUCCCAAGUGUUGGACUUUGGCAAGAUAAUCAUCUACACCAGCAAUCUGCGCAUCAUCAGGGCACCACAGAGGAAGCCUGAAGCGUUGCGGCACCACGCAGUGCCCCAUGUAGACUUGGAGGGAUACCCGAAGGCCAGGGAGAGGGGGAGCAGGAGGAGGGCUAAAGCGACUUGCGCACAGGACGGGGAGGAGAGAGAGGAGAAACAGCUCAGCAACACAGAGGCCAAGGAGGCCGACAGCUGCCAGCAUUGUGGCGGUUCAGGCUGCGCUCCCUGCUCUCUGUGCCACGGUAGCAAGCUGUCCAUGCUGGCGAACCGCUUCAAUGAGUCCAUCAGUGAUCUGCGUUGCCAAGCCUGCUACCCCCAUGGUCUGGAGAAGUGCCAGUCCUGCUCCAGCAAAUAGCAUUGUUUUGGCUGAUGCCCAUGUCUGGCGGAGAGCAAGGGAGUGAGCGAAUGAGUGAAUGAGAAUGUGUAGCUAUGAGUGAGCAUGUGUCCGAUGUGCUAUCGGUUUGUCAGAAUUGUCUCAGUGGCAAUAUUGCUCUAAUCCAAAAUGUUCUUGGUUGGGUGUUUUGAAGCACUACGAGGAAACAUAAGCCAUCAUUGGAAAGGGGAAUUGUGACUGUACAGCCGGCACAAAAUCAUAAAAUACAAUUACUGUGUGCAGUGAACAUGGCUUGCAAUAACACAAACACAUAAUCACUCUUUUGUUGUCACAUUAUUUUGCAUCUGCACCCUCCCUCCUGAUAAAACCUGAUUCCACGACAGAGUUAUCAUUCUAAUUAAAAUGAUGCAAACAUUUUUGCAUUUUAUUUUUAUCUACUGGAAAGGCAGUCCUGUUCCUAUCUCCCCUCUCUAUUCACUAGAGGGAAUGAAACCUUUUUCAUCCAAAAAUGAUAUACUGCAUGAAGUUAAUCGAUGCCCCCCCCCCCAAACAGAGGGAAAAAGAGACUGGAGGAUAAAGCAUUUGAGAUGGACAGGGAAAUACAAACAAGAGUGAGAGAUGAGAGUGUGACUGGGACAAAGGGAGAUCAAAAGAGUUUCAUACAACAUAAAUCAGAAGGCUACAAUUAAAGUGCGCUCCACCCAAAUACAGCAAAACGCAUCAGUGCUCUGAAGAGGGUUAUGGUGUAAUACAGGAAACAGUGUUCAUCCAUACAAGUUCCUUGCUGAUUACAGCCACUGUUGUUUGCAAGGAGAAAACUUUUGAAAACCCCAUUUCAAGCCCACAGAGCAUAAAAGUUUGACACUCAAAAUAUUGAUUUUGGAUGGAGCAUCACUUCAAGUCCCCUUUUGUUGUGAAAGAGUUAGAGAUGAACAGUUAAAUAAAUGGCAACAGUACUGUACACUGUACUGUAGCUCAGGAGGCUAAAUGAUGAUGAUCACGUUGAAGUGUAUUUUAUUUAUUAGUCUCAGUCUCAGGUUUUUGCCACUCCGACUUGUUUCAAAGCUUUAUCCACAAAGUUUUGGUAUAUUAAUGAAAUAAAACACCUAAUUGAUUUUCA